AUGAUAAUUUCAAUUUACAGAGAGUUCAUUUAUAUCAGCUAUUCAACGUUAGAUAUGAGAAAUUGCGAAAAUUCUAAUAUAGCUGGUCAUAUUAUGCGGGAGCAUGAACCUAUAUUGGCUUUUGGAUCCCACCUUCACAACACUGGACUCAAUGUCUGGUAUAUGCUUGUGCCAGAGAUAUCACAGUCAGAUUUCUUGAUUUCUAGGCUAAAAAAAGUGGCAGAUAUGAGUCUGUGUAGUGCGAUUAGAGGCACAGCGACCUUCAAGGAAAGUGUAAUUAUUAGGGGAUUUCAACAGUCAUUCAAGCUUUUAAACUUAAACUUUUGA
Phycomyces blakesleeanus NRRL 1555(-) is the source of this 327-nucleotide messenger RNA. RefSeq lists its product as hypothetical. Lineage: Eukaryota; Fungi; Mucoromycota; Mucoromycetes; Mucorales; Phycomycetaceae. The transcript is spliced from 3 exons. The record is from RefSeq and is a predicted model, not a curated record. Bases 1 to 327 code for a protein of 108 amino acids.